AUGAAAUUCACCGCCACUGCCUUGAUCUCCGCUGCCUUGCUCGCUGUUGCCAGCACUGUCACUGCUGCUCCUCUUGAAGCUCGUGGCAACCACCACCACAACCACCACAAGGGCAACCACAUUGUCAAGGGCAAGCACUUUGACCGCGUUAUGAUCAUCAUCUUUGAGAACAAGGAUUAUACCACCGCCAAGAACGAUGCCUACUACUCCAACUUGGCCAGACUUCACAACGGUGUUGCCUUGACCAACUACAAUGGCACCACCCAUCCUUCCCAGCCUAACUACAUUUCCUUGAUCAGUGGUGAUACUGAAGGUACCAACGGUGAUGACGAGUCCAACAUUGACCGCAAGAACAUUGUGGAUCUUUUGGAAGCCAAGGGUGUCUCCUGGAAGGCUUACCAGGAAGGUUACAUGGGCAACUGUGACAAGAGCAUGAGAAUUGGUACCUAUGCCCGCAAGCAUAACCCCUUCAUGUCCUUCACCAACAUCUCCAAUGACCCCAAGCGUUGCUCCAAGAUCGUCAACAGCGCUCAAUUGGAUAUCGAUAUUGAAAACGAUGCCGUUCCUCAAUUCGUCUUCUUCACUCCCGAUAUGAACAGCGAUGGUCACGACACUGACAUGACCUAUGCCUCCAAGUGGCUCCAACUCUUCCUCGAACCCAGAAUUACCCGCAAGGAAUUGAACAAGAACACAAUGUUCGUUGCUACCUUUGAUGAAACCGAUGAUUACUCCAUCAGAAACCGUGUCUUGACUGUCCUCUUCGGCCCUGACUUCAAGCGCAGCUCCAAGAAGUUGGAAGAUGAUACCGAAUAUGACCAUUACUCCCUCCUCAGAACCAUUGAGGACAACUGGAAGCUCGGUGAUCUUGGUCGCAACGACACCAUUGCCAGACCCAUCAAGCUCUAA
This is a messenger RNA of Radiomyces spectabilis, 906 nucleotides long. RefSeq names its product phosphoesterase. Gene Ontology annotation, biological process: phospholipid catabolic process. The transcript has 4 exons. NCBI's taxonomy places the organism in Eukaryota, Fungi, Mucoromycota, Mucoromycetes, Mucorales, Radiomycetaceae. The coding region runs from base 1 to 906 and encodes 301 amino acids. The record is from RefSeq and is a predicted model, not a curated record. Gene Ontology annotation, molecular function: hydrolase activity, acting on ester bonds.